Messenger RNA from Paramormyrops kingsleyae, 8517 nucleotides. Lineage: Eukaryota; Metazoa; Chordata; Actinopteri; Osteoglossiformes; Mormyridae. The record is from RefSeq and is a predicted model, not a curated record.
AUUUCUGAUUCUGCUCCAGUUUCCUGGCCCGAGCUCUCAUUGGUUGGCCCGUGAACCAUGUGACCAGCUGAGCCAUCAUAACCGGCUCACUAGCCAUUACUUCUCACUUUAUACUUAUGAUCUUUGCCGUGUGUCUCCGUGGCUCUUAUCUGAUAACAGAUGGUUCCACUUAAAUGGUCAUCUGGGGGUGAGGAUGUGACCACACUGUUUCACAGGAGUGCAGCUUCUCACCCCCCCAAGCCAGACACACACACAUACACACCUACACCCUUUGAGCCACUGUGUGUGAGCCAGACCACUUUCCCUCUCUGCUCGAGUUCCCUAAGCUGCCAACAUGUCUGCUGCUGCCUGUGUCCAUUUCAUUACCCUGGACAGGGGGGCUGACUGGCUGGUUCUGUGUCUGCUUCCAAUACGGGCUAUAACCUGUGUACAACAAUGACUCGCUGGUUGUGUGUCUGGUUCCGAUACGGGCUUGAACUUGUGUACAACGCUGACUGGCUGGUUCUGUGUCUGCUUCCAAUACGGGCUAUAACCUGUGUACAACAAUGACUGACUGGUUCUGUGUGUGGUUCUGGGUCCCUGUUUCUGAUAAACGGGUCAGAUCAUAUGAUCACCAGCCGGAAAUAGCUCAGUGCUGCCCCUGGGGGUGUACGUCUGCACAGGCAGCGUGUUUGCAUACAGACGCACAGCCUCCGUCUGUCCUCACAGCGUCCGAGCAGCUGAUAGGUUCCAGUCCCUAGACACUGCAGAUUAUGGUCACAGACGAGUUUCGGUGUUGCUUCCACCGGCUCUCGAACCCGCAGUGCCUUCAGAGCCCCAGGUGGUCACUCUGUCUGCCACAAGAAAGGUGGACACGCUCUGCAUUCGAGGUGUGUCCCCCCCCUUUACGGGGGGAGCAGAAUGGAGUGAUAAAUGGAAGGUGCAUGUGAUCACCCCGCCUUCUGCUCUCCCUCUGUCGCGCAGAGGCAUCCUCCAGCAGAUUACGUCACCAGUCGUGGAUUAGCGGCAUGCCAGGCUCACCCGAUCACCUGACGCCGCGUCACCACCUCCCAUUGGCCGGCCCCCACACACCCUCCUGGCAUAUGGCAGCCUUUUGUUCCACCCCCCGUCAGCUGCUUCCUCUUUCUGUUUUUAGAUGUGCAGAGAAGUGUGACACCUUUGUCAUUUAAUUAGGGAGGCUGAGCGGGGCAGCGAGGGAGUGGUCAGGGCUUGGUGGGCGUGGCCGAGGCCAUAAGGGCGUGGUUAGGGCUUGGUGGGCGUGGCCAAGGCCAUAAGGGCGUGGUUAGGGCUUGGUGGGCGUGGCCGAGGCCAGAAGGGCGUGGUCAGGGCCCUGGCCCACAUGACACGGAGCCGGCAGUGAGGAGCGUCGGCAGAGCCCGUCCCUGGAGCUGUCCGUUCAGCACCCCCGGUCCGGUCAGUGGGAAAACAUAGGUGACAAAGGAGCCAUAAAUACAUCAGUGAUAAGUGACGAGAGUGACUGUUCCAGCCACCACCCCCAUCGCUGGCUGCUCGGUGACUGUGACUCAGCAGCCCCCCCCCAUGUCCCCAUACCACGGCAUGACCGUGACUGCGCCUCCCAGUCGAGUAUGAGGACGAGCUGCACUCAGGCUGAGGGAGCAGCUUCCUGAUCAUUGUAUCCUGGAUCAGAUCUCUCCCCCCCACACGUUAAGGGAUUAAAGGCCAGCUGCUUCUCCAGGAUACAAUGAUCAGUGCCCCAGGCGGGGCGGGGGGACCGGUAUGGGGGCGCUGAGCUCAGAGCCGUGCACUCCCCGCUGGGCUGUCGGGGGAGGGGCAGAGCUGGAGCAUGCUCAGUAAGCACAGCACAGCACAGCACAGCUCAUGUUGUUUAACUGCAGCAGGAUCGGGAGGGAGAGAGGCGGCUGCAUCUGGGAGCGACUGCGUAUUCGGCGACACGCGCGCGCUCACACACACACACACACACACAUAUACACACACACACGCACGCAAGCAGGGCCCCCGGCGCAAGAUGCACUGAGGGGUGGCGUGCCCGAGAGCGCGGCAGCGCCCAGCCGGAGGGCAGAGACGGGCGCCACGUGGGCCGAGGCUGGGGCUCCGCAGCCCGCCGGCUCGACAUGAAUGGCUCGCGAUCGAGGCGUCAUGGCUGUGAGAGAUAAUGCAGCACACCUAUGAGGGGCUUCAAGCUCGCCUGCACUGCCAGUAACUCGAGCCGGAGCUCCCCCGCCUGCUCGCCCAUCCUGCGCAAGCGCUCCCGCUCACCCACCCCCCAGAGCCCCGAGGGCGACGCCAUGGUGGAGAAGAGCGCGGAGCAUGCCGCAGACCGCUCACCCCCCACCGCCGGCCAGACCCUGCAACCCCCACGAUCCGGCAGCGGCGGCAAGAACUCCAAGGUCCUGAGCCCCACUUACAAGCAGCGAAAUGAAGACUUCAGGAAACUCUUCAAGCAGCUGCCGGACUCGGAGCGGCUCAUCGUGGAUUACUCCUGCGCUCUACAGAGGGACAUCCUGCUGCAAGGUCGGCUCUACCUGUCUGAGAACUGGAUCUGUUUCUAUAGCAACAUCUUCCGUUGGGAAACGCUGCUGAUGGUCCGUCUGAAGGACAUCUGCUCCAUGACGAAGGAGAAGACGGCCCGCCUCAUUCCCAACGCCAUCCAGCUGUGCACCGAGUCCGAAAAGCACUUCUUAACCUCAUUCGGCGCCAGGGACCGGACCUACAUGAUGAUGUUCAGGCUUUGGCAGAACGCACUCCUGGAAAAGCCCCUCUGUCCCAAGGAGCUGUGGCACUUUGUGCACCAGUGCUAUGGCAACGAAUUGGGCCUCACCAGUGAUGACGAGGAUUAUGUCCCCCCCGAUGAUGACUUCAACACUAUGGGCUGUUGCCCCCCGCCCUGGUGCAGGUACAACGAGGAGAACGAGGCCAACGACAGCUCAUCCAAGAGCAGCGCCGAGGCGCGGCCAGAGCCCAGCCCCCAGCUGCCCCGCAAGCCCCUCCCCCACGGAGGCGUAAGGAAGCACCGCGGCCGCCUGACGCCUCCUCCAUGUCUGUACCUCCCCUGCCUACAGACCGACCUCCCAACAGCAGAGGAGUACUCGAACUGCCUCGCCGACGGAGACCUCCUGGCCGUCCCACUGCCCAAUGGAAAAGGGGCCGUUCCUCUGCCCAAUGGUAAAGGGGAGGAGCCGGUGGCACCCUCGCCGUCGCUGGACUUCAACGACAACGAGGACCUCCCCACGGAGCUCAGCGACUCCUCAGAAACGCACGAUGAAGUGGGUGAGGUGCAGGCCUUCCAAGAGGACCUGCCCGGAAAGCUGUACAUCAAUGAGAUCUACAAGCUCAGCGUGGACAAGAUGCACAGCCUGCUCUUCACAGAAUCCCAGUUCAUGAGGGACUUCCUGGAGCUGCGGAGGUUCUCAGGCGUGGUGUACCGGCCGUGGAAGAAGGACGACGAGACGGGGAACCAGACACGGGAGAUCAUGUACACCAUCUCCUUGAGCAACCCGCUGGCCCCCAAGACUGCCACCGUCACCGAGACGCAGACGUUGUACAAGGCCAGUCAGGAGAGCGAGUGCUACAUCAUCGACGCCGAGGUGAUCGCCCACGACGUCCCGUAUCACGACUACUUUUACACGCUUAACCGCUACGUCCUGACGCGGGUGGCCAAGAACAAGUGCCGACUCAGGGCCUCCACGGAGCUCCGCUACAAAAAGCAGCCCUGGGGUCUCGUCAAGGGCUUCAUCGAGAGAAACUUUUGGAGUGGCCUGGAUGAGUACUUCAGACACCUAGAGCUGGAGCUGAGUAAGACGGAGGCGGUGAUGACGGAGCCCCCCAGGAACUCCCCCAAGUCUCGCGUGGCCAGGACCGCGAUCUGCCGCCGCCGCAAGCGCGCGCUGUCGCACCUACGCGCCCAGCACCUGGAGGAGGAGCCGUUGAGCCUCGUGAGCACGCCCGAGCACGAGGAGGCCAUCCACCGCAUCCGGCACGUGCAGGGAUCUACUCAGACCCGGCACAUCCCCGAGGAGCUUCCAGGAGGCCUGGCUCUCUACAGCGUCUCCAGGCUGCUGUUGGUUGUCAGUCUUGUCCUUGUUAUUCUGGUGUUCCUCAACAUGAUGCUCUUCUACAAGCUGUGGAUGCUGGAGCACACAACGCAGAGCCUCACUGCCUGGCCAGGCCUUCGACCCCACGAGAGGCUCCCACAGACGCAGGCAGAGUGGGCGCAGCUGCUGGAGUCACAGCAGCAGUACCAUGACGACGAGCUGCAGAAGUGGAGAGAGAUCCUGCGGUCCUCGGUGCUGCUCCUGGAUCAGAUGAAGAAGUCGCUGCUGAACCUCCAGAAGGGCAUCAUCCUGAAGGACUACAGCUCUGAGCCGGAGGAAAGCGCAGGGUCGUACCACUAAACCCAGGAGUGCGCCCGGCUGACCUUUGACCUCUGACAGGCAGGAGGCCGUAGCAGUGUCUCGGCUGGGCGGUCCCUCCCAGACAGCAGAGCUGCUCUGCUUGGCCCAAGCCGUCAGCUUGUCUCCUUUUUAGAGACGUGCUGUGAGGUUUUAUCUCCAGUAGAGAGAGAGCCAAUCUCUCUCAGCCACGCCUCCUCCCGGUGAAGACCCUCUCCUUCCAGGGAGCGUCUGUUCAUACAGGACUAGGUCUACUUCAGCUGUUCCAGGUAGACUGCCCCCCGGUGGUCAGUGUUGCAGUAUCCCCUUUUUUACCUUGAAAAUCUGGGACCACGUAAGUUAAUUACCACCAAUCAGUAUGCAAACAUAGAUCUUGGUGUGGGUUUCCAUGGAGAUACACAGCUGUACUCAUGUACAUAGUUAUACUGAUUGGUUUUGUAUGGCAUUUGCGGCCAGGUGGAAUCAGGGCUGGUUUCCCCGAUUCCUCGUGUGGCCGCGGCGUAGUGACACCAUCGUGUUACAAGGCUGGUCGUCCUGGUAUGAAGCAUCCAUGGACCAUAUCAAAGAUUCUCGCCGUUCCCAUGGUAACCAUGUCCAGCGAGAAUCUGACAAAAGACUGCACUGAUCCCACUCCAUCACCAUGCCCAGCGGGAACGCCAUUAGACCGCAGCGCCCCCCGGUGGCUGUCCUGGAAGCUGCAGUGAUGCUCCUGCACUUGGUUAUGGGUAGAUGGGAGAGUCACAUGACACAGGUUUGUCGAGCAGGUAUCUGAAAGAGAGCGGCACAUAAUGAUGCAGUCAAAGGCGACCUGUCCAGACGGGCUCUGGAAAGCCUCCCCCCCCCCAGUUGUGAAUCAUGGCCGCUUCUCUCAUGUUGUCAUCACCGUCUGUGCUCUUUCUUGCUUUUUUUUUCUUCACGGCUGGCUCCCAGAUCAGGACAUGCCUUACAGAUCAAACAGCCAGCAGCUAACAGCAUCAGUGUUACUCUUUCACCUCUGUGAGAGAAUCGAGCAGAUUUUGGUGAAUAAUCAUGUGCUCUGAGGCUUUCAAGGUCAGGGUUGGGGUAAGGGGGGGGGGGUAUUUUAAAGGGAAUCUGCAGUUGAACUAAGUAAGGUGACUGUUAUUCUCCAAGUAUUUCAUUUCAGAAACUGUGAAUAGCUUUACUGGAAACAUUUAAAUAAUAAGAGGAUUAUAUAUGUGAUGUGAUGAUGUACAGAAGAGGUUGAAGAACUCCAGCUGAGUGACAAUACCAUGUAUUUGGCAUUACUGGGCGUGACGUGCCCGCCAGUCUGUCUUUGUCCUUACUUUGUCCUUUUUUUGUUCCCAAUUAUGUGAAGGAGUGAAGUCAAACUGUACCCCUUUCAUCAGGACAGUAUUUAAUGCUUUUCAAGGCUACUACCAGUGACUCAUCACUAGGGGGCAGUAUCACCACACUGGACCUGUCAGCGCACUGCCCCAGCCUGGACAUUAGUAUCUACCUGUUGCUUAGAUUAUUUAUUACGGUCAUAUUCAUUUUCAGCCAGUCAUUCAGCCAGAUGUCAUUCCUGUCUUGAAAAUAGCAGUUGGCAAUUGAAUCUGCUGUCAUUUUUAUGAUCACUUUGAACGGUGGCCAGAUUUAAUUGGCCCCCGUCUCCUUACCGGAGCCUCUUUGGGCCCGGAUGUGCUGCUUUUCUGUCCGGUUGACGUAUAUGAGCGUGUCGCGGCUUUGCGACGUGAAGCCGCACCCAGCAUACGCACAAUGACUGGCCCCUCCCCCCGGUCCGUGAACCUGAGCAGUGUGCUUGAAGUGGCAUGUGAGGCUUGCACUCGUAUAAAGUGACUCAGGGACAGGAAUGUCCCUUAAUGGGCCCUGACGCCGGAGCCAACGUCUCCGCUCUGAGGUUAUUUAUGAUCUGGGAGCUGCUUGUGUUCACAAGGGUCACACGGGCCCCUUUACGACGGCUCGCUCGUCACGUGCGGCUAAUGCAUCUUGAGAGUUGACAUCAGUGCUAUUCAGCAUCGUGUCUCUCGCACAUCCUGCUGGAUGAGCCAAUGAGUUCUAUGCAUUUUAUCCUGUGGUAUUUGUUUGCAUAACGGUCAAAACUACUGCUCUCUGACAGAGGAAAAUGUCACAUCUAGAUGUUUCUGUAAAAAAGCUAAACCCCUCCAUUUAGAAUAAAUCAUUCAGUGUCAUCUGAAGCAUCCUGGUUUCAAACCUCCCGCAAAAAGAGCAGACCUGCAGCCCUCCUAUAUGCCAGGACACUAAUGAUGGCUAAAUGAAGCUGCUUGAACCGUUUGCUGUAUUGUCUGACACCACUAGGUGGUGCUCUCUGUUAAAAAAGAAAGGGCUCAAAGCCAUGCUCCAAAGUAAACCAAGAGCACCAUUUAGUUGGGUCAGAAAAUGGCUCAUGCAGCUUCAUUUGGCCGUCACUACGGGACACUCUGGACAUGGUCCUCUCAUGGGUAUCAUACAGCCUGCGUUUGUGACAGAAAAUGAGGUCACAAUGGGUUCAAACAUUGAAGGGUAGAUCAAAGAAUGAUCUGAUUAUUUGAUACCAAAAUCUUUAUUAUCAUUUCCAGCUGAUUGAAAAAAACAUCACCAAAGAAAACCAGGCUGAUCACAGAAACCAGUUUAAUCUACCAAAUCUGUGAAUUCUGGAGCACCGCAGUGUUUCAUUCAGCCCCUGUUUGGACAGUAUGAGAAACAACAGGUGUGUAUCUGCGGUGCUCUGUAGGACUGAUGCACACCAAACCCACCUUCAUUUACAGGAAGUGUCAUAUUCAGACUGUUCCAGCAUCAUGAAAUGCCACAUUUUUGUCUCAUGCCCAGAUUUCUGAAGUGAAAGAGUCUUUGCAUCCUUAUAAACAUGCUUCCUGUCUUCCUAGGCUGGCUGCAGCCAUCGUUAAGUUUGAUUAAUACAGUCAGAGGAAAACUGAAGCCUUAGUCUUAUGCCUAUGCCAAAAACGCCACCCAGGAAUCUGUGUAAUCUGUCUGUCCUUCACUAGCAGCUAAUCUUUCCGAUGUGUCUGGAAUGAGGUGGGAGGGGCUGCACGGCAGCUCAGCCAAUAGUGGUUACAAUUUCUCAACACUCAUGCUUUCCUCUGAUUUGAUUGGCUGCACCUGAGCACCUCCCAGUGCAUGCCAGUUGUACUGAGCUGACAGCAUUCUUUAACUGUAAUAGAAGUUAGUUGUGAUAUGUGACAGUGAUACCUCCUGUCCCCUAUGUGGCGCUGUUACUAAGAUUUGGCCUGUUGCACAUCACACUUGUCACCAUUGAGUUUUGUUUGUCUUGUGUUUUUAAAUUAACUCCUCGUCACAUCCAUAUUUCCAUUAUAAACUUGACUUCAGGUUUGAAAAAGUGCAGCUGCCAUGUUACCAAAAUGCCACCUCUCAUGUUAAUGCUUUUCAUUUUUAUUAAUCUAAGGGAAGAAUUCAAGGCCAUACAAGACCUCGUGUAUAAAGUGCCAGUCAAUGGUAGCCCAGCUUCCAUGCACAUUUACCCCAGUGGGGUGCCCAGCUAAUCGGAAAGAUCCGCUGUCACUAUCCAGUUGAAUCACUGGAAAUCCAAAGAGGAAUGCUCAGAAAUCCCAGGCUGAGCGCCUGCUUUAAUAGAUGUUGCACAUUCUGGGAAGUGUCUCCAUGACGACAUAUUCACGGCCCUACGGUUCCACACGGUUUGCCAGUGUCCUCCUGUAGGGGGCAUUACAGUCAACUCAAAGUUUUGGGACACGCGCCCAUAACCAGUGUCACAUCCCAUGUCCGUGCUGCUGAUGCACAUUCUCACGCGCAGGCAUCUGUAUGCAGUAUUUACACACAGAAAAGAAAUGGAAUUAUGAAAGAAAUUUAUGGUGAUAUUUUAAGGAAAAUGUACCGCAGGUGUGUUGUGGCAUUAAAUAACUAUGUGGGGUGGAAAAAAAGAAUGGAAAUGUAUGUUUUUGUUUGUUUUUAGAACAGUUUUGAUCUAUGUAUGUAUACGAACCUUAAUAUAUUUAUACUAUAUAUUGUGUGUAUAUGCUGUAUAUAUCUACAAAGACAAAUCAGAAUCUGCGCUGUGCGUGGUUUCAUUUCCAUGUAGACAUGGACUCUGAAUCAGCUUUAUGAAAAUGUGAGCUAGAGGCAUAUGAAAUGUAUGAAUAAAGGUACUGAUUAAAGUCCCCAUGUCUCAGCA